Messenger RNA from Plutella xylostella (diamondback moth), 2080 nucleotides. RefSeq names its product synaptic vesicle glycoprotein 2C. NCBI's taxonomy places the organism in Eukaryota, Metazoa, Arthropoda, Insecta, Lepidoptera, Plutellidae. The record is from RefSeq and is a predicted model, not a curated record. Gene Ontology annotation, molecular function: transmembrane transporter activity. Gene Ontology annotation, biological process: transmembrane transport. Gene Ontology annotation, cellular component: membrane.
UUGUUUGGAUUCGCAACAACUUUCAUUCAGUCUCCCGCCAGCCGCCACGACGUCGCGCACUCCUCCACACCAAAUGUGCGAAAACGGACGAGAAAAUGGAAAAACAGCGACACCCUUCGAGGAAGCCCUCACGAAAAGUGGCAACGGCAUCUACAACAUCGGCCUCGUCUGCACCUGUUCCCUGAUCCUGCUGGGGGUGGGGUGCGACCUGUUCGGGUUCACUCUGGUGGUGCAGGCGGCUUGUGACCUGGACAUCACGCUGGCGCAGAAGGGCAUCCUCACCUCACUGCCUUAUGUAGGUAUCCUGCUAGCAUCGUACUUCUGGGGCUACAUCUCGGACACGCGCGGGCGCCGGCUCACCCUCAUGCUGUCCAUGCCCGCCGGCUUCCUGCUCUCCUGUGCCAGCUGCUUCUCGACUAAUUGGCUGCUGCUGGCCAUGAUCAAGUUCUUUGCUACUGCUUUCGCCUGCGCAGCCAACUCGGCGGCCUACACGCUGGUGGGCGAGUCGUGCGCGCUGCGCGUGCGCAACAAGUACAUGCUGCUGAUGACGUGCUUCCUGCUGUUCUCGCCCGCCGCCGCCGCUAUCCUGGCAUUCCCGGUGUUAAAACUGGACUUCGCGUCUCCGAUCCCGUGGCUCGGCAUCGUGUUCAGACCCUGGCGGCUGCUUUGCAUUAUCCUGGCACUACCGUCAGGGUUGGGGGCCCUCGCCAUCUACUUCUUCUACGAGUCGCCCAAGUUCCUCGCCAACACUGGCCAGAAUGAGGCAGCCCUGGAGGUGCUGAAGAAGAUGUACGCGAUUAAUAAUCGAGAGGAUCCAGAAGAGUUUAAGGUGUCAUCCCUCCAGCUCCCGGAGUACUUCAACGCGGGCAAGGAGCGCUCGCUGCUGCACAACCUGUACGAGCAGAGCGCGCCGCUGUUCCGGCCACCCUUAGUGAAGCGGACUGCACAGCUGUUCUAUAUCGUCUUUGUGGUCUAUAUCACUAACAACAGCUUCCUGACCUGGCUGCCCCUCAUCAUGGACGAGUUGAGGACAGCGCUGGAGCACCACCAGGGGAACCCCGGCAACCUGUGCGCGCUCAUCACUAGCCACCGCCCGGUCAGCAAUGUCACCGUGGAGUCGACCGGCUUUGAUAAUACCACUACUGCUAUACCAACCCUCUGCGAAGGCGCAGUGAAGGACGACUCCCUCUUCACCCUCAUGGCGUCUCAAACAAUAUUCGCCAUCCUCAACUUCCUCCUCUCCCAGCUCCCCAACCAUCGGAAGGCCGUGCUAAUAACGAUCCUAUCCUCGUCGGCACUGAGUGGAAUAUUGCUUAACCUGAUGCCGGAGCCGAUAUCCAGCGUGAUUUUCUUCAUGGUGCUGACCUGCACGUGUUUGGGAAUGGGGAUCUUGGCGUCUUACUUUGUUGAUCUCUUUCCUACUUCGUAUAGGGGCAUGGUGGCGUGCCUGAGCAUCAUGGUGGGCCGCAGCAGCACGUUCGUGGGCAUCAACGUGGUGGGAAACCUGCUGUUCACCCGCUGCAGCCUCACCUUCUACCUGUGGUCGCUGCUCGUCGCAAGUGGAGUAGUAGCAGCGUGGUUCCUACCUCCAGACAAGCCUCCAGAGAGAGAAGAAACUAGACUUUAAAUACACAAGUUUAUAAAAAAAAGGUGUAAAAUAGCUUCUAGACAAUUAUCCUCUUAGUGCAGGAUAGGAAUGUCUGAAAACCGUUGUGAUAGGCUAGUUGGACUGAAGAUGCUUGCAGUUGAGAACGAAUACGGAUUGUAUAGUGCCAUUACAGUAAAUAUAUUUUUAUUUUAUUUAAGUAGUAUAUUAUCUUGAUCUCAUAUCCGCAAAUACAUAUAUUGCCAUACGCUUUGUAGAUAAGCAACUUGAUCGAAGAGACUUUAGAACUUUCAAAAUAUGAGGCAACGCGUUGAUGUCUUUUGUAUGAAGAAUUUAUUAAAUGCUACGAGAUUGAUAGCACGGCUAUGUAAGACCAUCCAAAUGGAAAAUAAUAAGUAUACAUUUAUAUUUACCUACUUACAUGUAAUACAUAAGAACUUUAUUUUAAAUAAAAUCAUACCGUUAUUAAAAAUA